GGAGACUCGAGAUAGUGCGCUGCUGUUGACUCAUCGCUUUCGGAUGUAUUUCUAUGCAAAUAUCUUGGCGGAGCUGUUGGACAAUGUGCAGAUGUACUGUAAGAUAGCAUAUAUGAGCGUUCAGACAUCUCUGCCAACUUAGAUCUCUUGAUUCAGUAAGUUUAUAUAUCCCGCUUCUUAACUUUGUCGUUCCACUAGCCACUUGCCCUCAACUCGUAGGGCGAUUUGGCUUGUAUCAGAUCUAAAAUUUGAUCCGCACUUAAUCUGAAUUGGACCUGUCAUUGAUAAAGCGCGCCUGCACGAACUUGGACCACACAAAAAAGCGCUCGCUUUUUAGAAGGAAUAUUUAACUUCUUUCACGCACUCCAUCUCAGUUAGGCUAUGUGGCGUCAAAAAGCGAUCAUAAUGGAAUUUUCAAUCACUCGUCUGAUGUGCAUCGUGGUGGUCAUGUCUCUUUUCGAUGAAAGGGUAGACUCCAAUGAGAUCUUAGGUUUGAAGAUCCCCAAUAUUGACCCCAUAUUGAACGCCAACACCGUGUGUCUGACCCUCCCUGGUCUCAACCGGCGACAGUUGGAGGUGUGCAUGCGGAAUCCAGACGUGACGGCCUCGGCCAUCCAGGGCAUCCAAAUUGCCAUCCACGAGUGUCAGCACCAGUUCAGAGGGCACCGCUGGAACUGCUCCAGUCUGGAGACCCGGAACAAGAUCCCAUACGACAGUGUGGUCUUUAAAAGAGGUUUCCGAGAGAGUGCGUUUGCAUACGCCAUCGCGGCCGCGGGGGUGGUCCACGCCGUGGCGAACGCCUGCUCCAUGGGCAAGCUGAAGGCCUGCGGCUGUGACGAGAAGAGGCGCGGGGACGAGGAGGGGUUCCGGAUCAAGCUGAGUCGUCUGGAGCAGGAGGCCUUCCACAGGGGUAAAGGCAUGGUUCACGGCGUCAUGGAGCACUUCCCCGCGGACCUCCCCGGACCCCAGGACUCCUGGGAGUGGGGUGGCUGUAGCCCGGAUGUGGACUUUGGAGAGAGAUUCUCCCGCGAUUUCCUGGAUGCCCGUGAGACAUAUAAGGACAUCCAUGCCAGGAUGAGGCUGCACAACAACAGAGUUGGCAGGCAGGUGGUGAUGGAUCACAUGAGGAGGAAAUGCAAGUGCCAUGGUACGUCGGGCAGCUGCCAGCUGAAGACCUGUUGGCAGGUAACCCCAGAGUUCCGGGCGGUGGGUUCGCUGCUCAAGGAACGCUUCCAAAUCGCCGCGCUCAUCAAAGCCCACAACCGGAACACUGGUCAGCUGGACCACCAGAACCACCACAACAGCCACCAGAACCACCAGAAUCACCACAACCACCACAACCAUCACCACCACCCACACCGGCGCCGUGCCAACAUCAACGAGCUGGUCUACUUCGAGAAGUCACCCGACUUCUGCGAGCGGGAUUUGGGCUCAGACGCGGCAGGGACACAGGGCCGGAUCUGUAACAAGACCAGCCCUGGGAUGGACAACUGUGAGAGUCUGUGCUGUGGCAGGGGCCACAACAUCUUACAGCAGACACGUAGCGAGCGCUGCAACUGCAAGUUCCACUGGUGCUGCUAUGUGGUGUGUGAGGAGUGCAGGAUAACAGAGUGGGUCAGUGUCUGCAAAUGAAGAAAACAGCGGAGACCACGAAAGACAAAGACUUUGUUUUUAUUUUUUAACAAACAGGGAGAGACUGCAAUACACCCUUUCCCUUUUUGCGACGGACUGCCGUUUCCACUGGUGGUUGAAUGGAAAGCACCAGAGGAGACCGGAGUAGAUCCAGGGCCAGAACCAGAGGCGUGCACGAAGAGAGCGUGCACAGCAGCAUGAGUCCUACCACAUCAGCUCAGAGAGUCUGGAUCUGCACUGUCUUCACUCCCUGAGAGUGGAUUCACAGGAUUAGGUAGAUAGAAACCAUAGGAACAUCAGUGACAUGAACAUGGACAGGAUUGAUAACUGAGCUCUCUAUCAUUUAAACUGGGAUUCCUAAACUGAUAAAAUACCUGAUUCAAUCUAUUCUGCGUUGAUUGUAAAUGUAUGGAAUUCUGGUCAUUUAAGAAGAAAAAGAGUGAAAAUAAAUAAUUUGGUCUUCCAGUGCUUGGUUCAGAAAGAAAAUGUAACUGCAUUUCAUUUUACUCACCCGUUACAAAUUGUAUCGGUACCAGAAAGUUUGGUCAUGUCACGUCCUUCCAUCCCGCGUGCCAUACUACCUUUCUUACAGUGUAAAAAUGUGGACUGCAGUAUUUUAAUCGAAUGAAUCCUCCUCAGUGGCACCUUGAAGAAGACAGCUGCAUCAGAGAUGAAGUGUCGACUCCCUACCUUUUAACACUAAUGGAACUAAGUGAUAGCGGGCUAAGCCAAUCAAAAGACUGAAGACAGUGGAAUAAGUAUAGACUAACCCAAUCAAAACACAACAUGGACAAAUAAUCAAUGCUGCUCCUGUUAACCCCCCUCCUCUUGUCAUCCCCUCAAUGGCAGAGACCAUGUCAGUGUACUGCACUGCUGUUGCACAGCUCAUUUCAACAAAGCACCACUAUUAUAUCAUCCAUCUAUUCAAUUUAAAUGUCAUGAAUCAAUCAUUAUACUGGACUACCAUUAGUGGUUGGACGGAUUCAUUGUUUUGUUGUAUUUAAUUCCCAACCCCAAAGAAUCUGUUCAAACGUGUGGAUGUCAUCUUAUUUCCCAGUUGGUUUGUCUGUUAUUUGUGUGUGUCUUGUAUUGUGUUCUUCACGUGUAACAUCCUCGUAACUGUCAAACUGCAUUCCAUCCUACUGCACUGCAUCUGACCAAUCAGGUGCUUACCGUUUUCUGUGACUGUUCAGAACAACUUAUCAUCUAUGGCAGGUGUGCUGGCACAUGUGAUGUUGCUGCAGACAAGAUGUUGGCACAUGCAUUUUGUUCCAGAUAACUUAUAAUUUGGGGAUACCAUUUCAUAGCGAUAUGCAUCUUGUCAUAAAUGUAUUAUUUUUUGUUGAAUGGUAAUUUUCUAAGUUAUUUUUCAUUGAUAACUUAAUAUCUGUAAAACAAUAAAGAGUGUAAUUAUAAAAGGGACUUUGAAUUAAUGAAAAAAGAAGACGGAAUAUACGAAAUUGGUAAAAGGCAUUUAAUAAACAGUUGA
Molecule: messenger RNA, 3121 nt
Organism: Osmerus eperlanus (European smelt)
Lineage: Eukaryota; Metazoa; Chordata; Actinopteri; Osmeriformes; Osmeridae
Gene: wnt10a
Product: wingless-type MMTV integration site family, member 10a
Exons: 4
Coding region: 382-1632 (416 amino acids)
Biological process (GO): multicellular organism development; canonical Wnt signaling pathway; neuron differentiation
Cellular component (GO): extracellular region
Molecular function (GO): cytokine activity; frizzled binding
Source: RefSeq, a predicted model, not a curated record